Molecule: messenger RNA, 2059 nt
Organism: Cyprinus carpio (common carp)
Lineage: Eukaryota; Metazoa; Chordata; Actinopteri; Cypriniformes; Cyprinidae
Product: rho GTPase-activating protein 6-like
Exons: 10
Coding region: 273-2021 (582 amino acids)
Biological process (GO): signal transduction
Source: RefSeq, a predicted model, not a curated record
ACACACUGAAGCAGGGCGGAGGAAGAGGGUGGGAUCCUUCACAGAGAUGUAGUUGAGAAACUUUACUCACGAGCUUUUUGGCUUGAAAUGUAGAAACAUCCCCGCUGACAAAUACAGCAGAGAUGGAUAAGAGAAUGUAAUUAGUUUUUAAAACACACUUUCGCUGUUUCCAUUAAACAGCGGAUGAGAGAGCAACAUCAGCAGCUGUUGAGUCAGUCGCGUUCACAUGGGGUUUGUGUUUGGGGCGUCAGUCUGUGUCUCAUAUCGCAGGGAUGUCCGCGCAAGGCUUGCUAAACAGCGUCUUCUCAUGUUCCUCAUCGGGCUCUAAAACCCUCGCAAAGAGGAAACUGCAGCAGACUCGCAGUUUGGAUUCUGCGCUGCUCAGAAACAGCGCGACGCUUGGAGACGCCAGCGGUCAUCGGUCAUCCACAGCUGGAUUCACUAACAGCCGAAGCGCCUCAGAAAGCCUCGCUGCCGACCCCAGACUCAAACCGCGUCUCUCCACGUCGAGUUUGUCCACAUCUUCAGACGCUUCGUCGAUCUCCAGUCUUCAUUUUGACUACAGAAGCGGCAAACGCAACGCGCCCAGGGAUUUAUCUCUACACCUCUCUGCUUCAAGCAACAUCUUCUCACCGAGAAAGUGGCUUCAGAGAAAGUUGCCUCAUUCGGAUGCUGUUACGCACAAUAUCUGUAAAUCUGAGGGAGAUUUCACCUGUAAGAAAACAGCCGGUCAUAAUUUCCACAUGCAGUCGGUUUCCAUUCAGAGUCUGUCAGAGCUGGAGAGAGUCCGGCUGCAGGAAGUCGCUCUGGUCAGACUGAUGAAAGACUUCGAUUUGGGAUGCCAGAUCACCAUCCCCAAAGAUGGUCAGAAGCGGAAAAAGUCACUCAGGAGGAAGCUGGAUUCUUUAUCGAAGGAAAAGAGAGACAAAGAGUCUGAUUCUCAGGCGUUCGGCGUGCCGCUCUCGCAGGUGAUUGUGAACGACCGGCGUCACAAGCAGCUGCAGGAGGAGCAGGAGGAGCAGCGGAGUCCUGCAGACCGAGUCUCUUCACUCCUGCACCUGACGGGCCGCAGAUCCACCAACAAGGAGCUUUCCAGCAGUAACUCAUCCCUCAGCUCGUCCUCCGAGACGCCCAACGAGGGCACGACACCCGGCACACCGGAGACGGCGCUGCGCUCACGCAGACGGGGCGGCAUGUCUGUGGACUGCAUCACUGAUCUGGACGACAGUCACUCUCGUCUGCUGGAGGCUCUUCAGCUCUCCAUGCCUGUGGAGUCACACAGCGAGAAGAAGAAGACGAGCGAUGCCAAGCUCAGCCUGAACCCCAUCUACAGACAGGUGCCGCGCGUGCUGGACAGCUGCUGCCAACACCUGCAGAAGUAUGGUCUGCAGACGGUGGGCAUUUUCCGGGUCGGGAGCUCCAAGAAAAGAGUUCGACAGCUGCGUGAAGCGUUCGAUCGGGGUGCCGAUGUUGUUCUGGACCAGCGGAACAGUGUUCAUGAUGUGGCGGCGCUGCUCAAAGAGUUUCUGAGAGACAUGCCUGAUCCUCUGCUGACCAGAGAACUGUACUCCGCGUUUAUCAGCUGUGCAUCUCUAAACAAGACGGAUCAGCACACGGUCACACAGUUACUCAUCUGUCUGCUUCCUGCCUGCAACAGUGACACCCUCCAGUGUUUACUUCACUUCCUGUCAGACGUAGCCAAUCACGCGGAGGAUUCGCACGAUGCUGAUGGAAACGAGGUGAUUGGUAAUAAGAUGACGUCUCUGAACCUGGCCACCAUAUUCGGGCCGAACCUACUGCACAAGCAGAAGAGCUCAGAGAAGGAGUUCAGCGUGGAGAGCUCGGCGCGGAUGGAGGACAGCGCCGCCAUCAUCAGCGUGGUGCAGCACAUGAUCGACACGCACCAGUCCCUGUUCACGAUCUCAGCGGAGCUGCAGAACGAACUUCUGCUGAGUUUGCUGGACACAGACAGUGAUGUGGUGCAUUAUCUGCUGAGGAGGAAAACACCACAGUGUGAGUAAGUGAACAACAAGACUGACAAGUCAUUACACCUGACACA